AAUCCCUCCUUCCUGCCCUCCUGGCGGUGGAGGGUUUGCCUUUCAGUUCCUUCACCUAGCUGGGAUCCAAAGAGCUAACACCGCCAAGGGGGCGCGGCUAGCACCAUCUAGGGAACCGGGUGCCGGGAGUCGGGCACGGUGACCUGUCCACCCGACUAGCGGGAGAAUAGAUCCACGGACCGAAUAGAUCCACGGACCUGGAAAGAGGAUUGGAGAAGCGCCACCCCAGAGCAGACGUGAAGCUGACCCGGACUAGGGAAAGAAAUUGCCUAGGACUCCGGGCUCAGCGGCGCUGCGGGCUUGGGUGUCCUCUGGCGGCGCCUGGAGCAGGUGAACCGUUCGCCACCCCCAGUGCCGAGCCCUCUCGUGUUUUCGCCUGGCCCGGGUGCUCGCAGCCAUGGGCCCAGGCCCCCGCUGCGCGCCCGGCGAUCCUGGCUGGAUGCUCGGAGCCCUGGCCUUGAUGGUGGCGGCUAGCGGCCGGUUCGCCUUCGCCUUCAACCUGGACACCCGAUUCCUGGUGGUGAAGGAGGCGGUGAACCCGGGUAGCCUUUUCGGCUACUCGGUCGCCCUCCAUCGGCAAACCGAGCGACAGCAGCGCUACCUGCUUCUGGCUGGUGCUCCCCGGGACCUCUCUGUGGCUGAUGGCUACACUAACCGGACUGGUGCUGUGUACCUGUGCCCCCUCACCGCCCUCAAGGACGAUUGUGAACGGAUGGACAUCUCCGAGAAAAGUGACCCCGACCAUCACAUCAUUGAGGACAUGUGGCUUGGGGUGACUGUGGCCAGCCAGGGCCCUGCAGGCAGAGUCCUGGUCUGUGCCCAUCGCUACACCCAGGUGCUAUGGUCUGGGAUGGAGGACCAGCGUCGUAUGGUGGGCAAGUGCUAUGUGCGAGGCAAUGACUUGCAGCUGGACCCGGGUGACGACUGGCAGACCUACCACAAUGAGAUGUGCAACAGCAACACUGACUACUUGCAGACGGGCAUGUGCCAGCUGGGCACCAGCGGUGGCUUCACACAGAACACUGUGUACUUCGGGGCCCCUGGCGCCUACAACUGGAAAGGAAACAGCUACAUGAUUCAGCGGAAGGACUGGGAUUUAUCCGAAUAUAGCUACAAGGGUUCAGAGGACCAAGGAAACCUCUAUAUUGGGUACACGGUGCAGGUAGGCAGUGCCGUCCUCCAUCCCACAUACAUCACUGUUGUGGCGGGUGCCCCACGGCACCAACAUAUGGGCGCUGUCUUCUUGCUGAGCCAAGAGUCAGGUGGAGACCUGAAGAGGAAGCAGGUGCUGGAGGGCACGCAGGUGGGCGCUUAUUUUGGCAGCGCCAUUGCUCUGGCAGACCUGAACAAUGAUGGAUGGCAGGACCUCCUGGUGGGUGCACCCUACUACUUUGAACGGAAAGAGGAGGUAGGGGGUGCCGUCUAUGUCUUCAUGAACCAGGCGGGCACGUCCUUCCCAGAUCAACCUUCCCUCCUGCUUCAUGGCCCCAGUCGCUCAGCCUUUGGCAUCUCUAUAGCCAGCAUCGGUGACAUCAACCAGGAUGGAUUCCAGGACAUCGCUGUGGGAGCUCCAUUUGAGGGCUUGGGCAAGGUGUACAUCUACCACAGCAGCUCCGGGGGACUCCUCAGGCAGCCCCAGCAGAUAGUCCACGGAGACAAACUAGGACUGCCUGGCUUGUCCACCUUUGGCUACUCUCUGAGUGGAAAGAUGGAUGUAGAUGACAACUCCUAUCCAGACCUGCUAGUAGGAAGCCUGUCAGACCACAUUGUGCUGCUGCGGGCCCGACCCGUCAUCAAUAUUCUCCAAAGGACCUUGGUGGCCAGGCCAGCUGUGUUGGACCCCUCGCUUUGUACACCUACCUCCUGUGUUCAGGUGGAGCUGUGCUUUGCUUACAACCAGAGUGCUGGGAACCCCAGCUACAGGCGGAACAUCACCCUGGCUUACACCCUGGAGGCCGACCGUGACCGCCGCCCACCCAGGCUCCGAUUUGCCCGCAGCCAGUCAGCUGUCUUCCAUGGUUUCUUCUCCAUGCCAGAGACGCAUUGCCAGACUCUAGAAUUACUGCUGAUGGACAAUGUCCGUGAUAAACUCCGUCCCAUCGUUAUUGCCAUGAACUACUCCUUACCUUUGCGCAUGCCCGAUCGCCUCAAGCUGGGGAUGCGGUCUCUGGAUGCCUACCCAGUUCUCAACCAGGCACAGGCUCUAGAGAACCACACUGAGGUCCACUUCCAGAAAGAGUGCGGGCCAGACAACAAGUGCGACAGCAACCUGCAGAUGCGAGCAGCCUUCGUGUCUGAGCAGCUGCAGCCUCUAAGCAGGCUCCAGUACAGCAGAGACACUAAGAAGCUGUUCUUGAGCAUCAAUGUGACCAACACGCCGAGCCGCGAGCGCGCUGGGGAAGAUGCCCAUGAGGCACUGCUCACCUUGGAGGUGCCACCUGCUCUGCUCCUGUCCUCAGUGCGCCCAUCUGGGACCUGCCAAGCUAAUGAGACCAUCCUGUGCGAGCUAGGAAACCCCUUCAAACGGAACCAGAGGAUGGAGCUGCUCAUUGCCUUUGAGGUCAUUGGAGUGACUCUGCACACAAGGGACCUUAAGGCACAGCUACAGCUAUCCACGUCAAGUCACCAGGACAACUUGCAGCCCAUGACCCUGAUUUUGCAGGUGGACUACACGCUCCAGGCCUCACUCAGCUUGAUGACACAUCGGCUGCAGAGCUUCUUUGGCGGGACAGUGAUGGGUGAGGCUGGCAUGAAAACUGUGGAGGAUGUGGGAAGUCCCCUGAAAUAUGAAUUCCAGGUGAGCCCAGUGGGAGAUGGGCUGGCGGCCUUGGGCACACUGGUCCUAGGUCUGGAGUGGCCCUAUGAAGUUACCAAUGGCAAGUGGCUGCUGUACCCCACGGAAAUCAUCAUCCAUAGCAAUGAGUCCUGGCCCUGCCAGCCACCUGGAAACCUUGUCAACCCUCUCAACCUUAUCCUCUCUGACCCUGGAGACAAGCCACAUUCUCCACAGCGCAGGCGGAGACAACUGGAUCCCGGGGGAGACCAGGGCUCCCCACCUGUCACGCUAGCUGCUGCCAAAAAAGCCAAAUCUGAGACUGUGUUGACCUGUGCCAGUGGCCGCGCCCGCUGUGUGUGGCUGGAGUGCCCCAUUCCCGACACCUCAAAUGUCACCAAUGUGACCGUGAAGGCACGGGUGUGGAACAGCACCUUCAUUGAGGACUACAGAGACUUUGACAGAGUCAGGGUAGAUGGCUGGGCCACUUUGUUCCUGCGAACCAGCAUCCCUACCAUCAACAUGGAGAACAAGACCACGUGGUUCUCAGUGGACAUUGACUCAGAGCUGGUGGAGGAGCUGCCCGCUGAGAUUGAGCUGUGGUUGGUGCUUGUGGCCGUGAGUGCCGGGCUGCUGCUGCUGGGGCUCAUCAUCAUCCUGCUGUGGAAGUGUGACUUCUUUAAGCCGACCCGCUACUACCGGAUCAUGCCCAAGUACCAUGCAGUGCGUAUCCGGGAGGAGGAGCGCUACCCGCCUCCGGGAAGCACCCUACCCACCAAGAAGCACUGGGUCACCAGCUGGCAGAUUCGGGACCGAUACUACUGACUCCCUCCCUGACAUCCCUCCCAGCGCUCCCUCCUUUCCUAUUUAUCAUAAAUUAUGACUCUGACAGUCCAAGGGGGCCACAUACUUGGCUGGCACCAGCAGGCUCAGGCAUGUGCCCCUCUUCAGUGCAGGCAUGUUUUCUGGGGCCCUAGACUCUUCUUCAAGACCUUGCAGUGUGGAGCACAGCACGGCCCUGCACACUGGACACACACACAGGGCCUGUGAAGAUACCAUGGAGGAUGCCAUGUCCAAGCCUCUAUCUGUGCCAAAACCAAGCCAAAGCGCCUCUACUGGGAGCCACGAGGAAAAGGUCCCUGAUGCGGUGACCUCUCUCUUCCACACCGAUCCCCCAUGAGCCAUUGUGCCUGGACGGACUUUAUUGUCCAGAAUAAAACUACUGACGACAAGGAGACAAUCAGCUGCAAGUCCUGGCACCCACUGGAGAGUAGGGCCACACCAGAGGGGAUGUUGUUGUGACCUGUAUGCUCAGACCCAAAAGCAAAGAACUAAAAAGCAAGUCCCCAGAAUGAGCUUUAUGAAUGGAUCUCCAAAACCUUGGCUAUAGGUGGAGUUGGCAAGAAACUAAGCCCAAAGGAACAAAGAGAAACCAUGGACAGCCUGGACAGACUGUGCUGGGGCUGACCUGGAGCAUGGUGGCAUCCUUCAGAGAGCAGGGUAUCAAUCCUGGCCCAGCAGACACUGGCAGGAUGCAGAGGACAUCCUUCUGACCCGUCCUGGCCUCCUCAUCCUGGGCAAGGCCUGGAAGACCCCACAAGACCACGUGGGGGUGUAAUACUUGAAUGUAAGGCAGGGGAGAGCCCAACCCCUGCCCCAGCUGGCCAGACUUACUCUGCUCUUUUGACCACAGAGAUGGUAUUCUGAGCUACCUGUGGCUUUCUGAGAAACCUCUCCAUGCCUCACCUGCUCCGCUAGGAACUGCAUCCCCAUUCCAGCAGUGGAGGCUGAUUCCCGGGUCCUCUCCCCGUCCCUACCCACAGGCAGGCCCACUCCCCAGCUCUGCCCCUUCACGGUACUAUAGCAGCUUCCUACCCUGUGCCUUCUUUGUGUAUGGGCUUCUCACUAAAAUAAAUAAACGGUUCCCAGUU
This is a messenger RNA of Mesocricetus auratus (golden hamster), 4704 nucleotides long. RefSeq names its product integrin subunit alpha 3 (gene Itga3). The transcript is spliced from 25 exons. The record is from RefSeq and is a predicted model, not a curated record. Gene Ontology annotation, biological process: cell-matrix adhesion; leukocyte migration; integrin-mediated signaling pathway. Gene Ontology annotation, molecular function: integrin binding. Bases 398 to 3598 code for a protein of 1066 amino acids. Lineage: Eukaryota; Metazoa; Chordata; Mammalia; Rodentia; Cricetidae. Gene Ontology annotation, cellular component: external side of plasma membrane; integrin complex.